UUUAUAGCUAUAGCUAGGGUUUGGAAAUUGGGAAGGAGGAAAUGGACUAUGAUCUGUACAGUGUAUAUUGAUGGAUGGAUCGGUCACUGAUCUCAGGAGAAAAAUCGGGUAACUGUUAGAUGGGUGGUUACUUUCAGCAAUUCAUAAAGGAAAAAGGGAAAGGGAUGCAUCAGUGGUGGUGGUGGUGGCGGAGUACUAGCUAGCUUGCAUUCACAGACUUAGCUUUCAUGCAGUUAUCUCAUCAUCCCAACUCUUUUUUCUCUUUCUGUUUUUUUUUUUUUUCCCUUCAUUUUUCCUGCCUAACCCACCUGGAAACAAAGCUACCAACCCAUUCUGAUGACGACGAUGACCAAGAUAAAAGAAAUCUGUCUAUCUAUCCAUCCAUCGCCGACCACUGUUGUGAUUGCAAGUAGUGUUUGGUGGCGUGAAGCGUUUUGCCAAUAGCUACCCUGACUGACAGUUGCCUCUCAACUACGUACACCCCCAAUACGAACUCAUCAAUUUCCUCUACGCCCAUAUAUGGCAAAACAUGACAUCUCCAUCUGCCCUCACUUACUUCAUUUUUUUUGCAACUCGAUCCUUUCGUCAGCUCAUUGUCACCGAGCUAUAAUAUAUACUCAAAUUACUAAUUUCUUCUGUUCUUCCCGAUGGAUGGGUGUGCAGGAAGAGCCAGGCGAAGAAGGUGGUGUGCAUCCCUGCGCCGGCGGCUGCCAACAGCCGGCCAAGUGGGGAAGUGGUGCCCUCCGAUCUGUGGGCUUGGAGGAAGUACGGCCAGAAACCCAUCAAGGGCUCCCCUUAUCCCAGGUGAUUUCUUCAUUUUCUCAUUUUUUUUCACCAUUAAUUUUCUCCUAGCUAGGGUCCUAUAGCUCUGUCUGAUCAGCUUCUUUCAAUUUCUCCCUUCCUUUUGGGUUUUUUUAAACUGUUUUUGUGUACUAUGAAUGAAUUUACCUCCGUCUCGUCUGCUUUUGUAAUUGCGCAUGGCAUGGAAUACUUACUAUGCAUGUAGAUAUACAACAGUACUCCUGAAACUGCCAGUUUACUUUACUUGAGGGGUGUUUUAUUUCCUCGGUCAUUAAUUAUUGUCAAAUCAUUGAUAUGACUGAGAGUACUGAUAUAUUCAUUUUCCUGCAAAUUAAAUUAAAACAGCGUUUUUCUUUGUGUCUGUCUGUAUUUACACUUGUUGUUGUUGUUGUCGUUGGCGUGGCGCGCAGGGGAUACUACAGAUGCAGCAGCUCGAAGGGGUGCUCGGCGAGGAAGCAGGUGGAGCGUAGCCGAACCGACCCGAACAUGCUGGUCAUCACCUACACGUCGGAGCACAAUCACCCCUGGCCCACCCAGCGCAACGCCCUCGCCGGUUCGACCCGCUCCCACCCGCUCAAGCACCACCACAACCACAACAGCAACAACAACGGCACGUCGUCAUCCUCCGCCGGGUCAAAGAACUCCUCCUCCAACGCCAACGCCAACAAUAAUAACAUUAAUAUUAAGGAAAAUCACAGCAAGGACCACGCUGCUGGUGUCAGCAUGAGCAGCGAGGACGGCGAGGGUGACGAUGACUCGGCCGGCUUCCUGACUGCCACUGCCAGCUGUAGUACUGCUGGCGUGGCAGCAGUGAAAGAGGAGCAGGCUGACGUGGAUGAUGAUGAUCGGGAUACGACGAAGCAGAUGAUGGAGAUGGAGCUGGAGAUGAGCCACGAGUGUGCCGAGUUCAGCGGAGGGUUCUCGACGGACAGUUACCGGCCCGCGCUCGCUGCUCCUUCGGAUUUCUUCUCGGACUUGGGGGAGAUAGAUGCUGACGUGGACCCUCUGGAGCUGCUGUUUAGCCAGGGAGGCGGUGGAGAUGAGCGGAAGGAUGAGAAAGGUGGUGGCGGUGGGUUGGAGCCUUCUUUGUUCAGCAUGUUUGAUUGGUCUACCUCAUCACUUGCGAUGGACAACCAGUACAACAACAACAACAACAUUACUGCUGCUUCGUUUGGGGGUCAGGAAGCUGCUGCUGCUGCUGCCAGUAAGAGGGACUAGCUAUAGCGUAUAGGUGAUGAUAAUCAGAUAUAUACGACUUGUCCUCAUGGGAGAAAAAAGAAGCUAUUUUUUACUCUUUUACAUUGUGAUUUUCUUUCUGAUGAUACUCUUGUACGUUGUUUCUCUAUUUUUUUUCUUCUUCUUUUUCUUACACGAUAUAUAAGAGGGAUGGAGUCAUGCAGUCAAAGAAAGGAGCUCUUAGCAA
Linum trigynum is the source of this 2224-nucleotide messenger RNA. The record is from the annotation of a GenBank genome assembly. NCBI's taxonomy places the organism in Eukaryota, Viridiplantae, Streptophyta, Magnoliopsida, Malpighiales, Linaceae.